Messenger RNA from Bradysia coprophila, 1944 nucleotides. RefSeq lists its product as uncharacterized. The record is from RefSeq and is a predicted model, not a curated record. NCBI's taxonomy places the organism in Eukaryota, Metazoa, Arthropoda, Insecta, Diptera, Sciaridae.
UUGGAUGAACGUGAAAUUUGUUGAGAAAAAUAGUUGAGGACAAAAAAGUGUUGAUUUAAAUUGAACUGUGUUCUAAAAACUUAUUUUAGAAAUUUGUCAACAAUUUAUUACAAAUUGAAACUAAGUUUACCUUAAAAUCGGAAAAGUUCUACGAAAUUAGUCAGAACAUUGUAGUUAUUAUAUUUGCAAUUGUAAAAGUGACUAUUAUUGACUAUUGAGAUUCCAAUUAAUCCAAAAAAGAUGUCGACUAAUUUCCUUCGUGAUGAAUUCACUGACAUUUUACGGAAGUGGGCAGCUAAGAUUUUUGAGAAGACCGUUGCCGUCUCAAGCGUCAAACCGCCGGGACCGGACUGGGGAAACAUUGGCACCAGGAAAAUCGAGCAUGUGUUCAGAAGACUUUUUCGAUACACCGAAAACUUGGAACAGAAAAUGGCCUGUCUACAGCCAACCUUAACCGAAUUCCUAGUUGCCAAUUUCCCGAAAAUAAAAGUGUCCUGGGAAGUGGAUGGUAGUCUUAACCUCGUUGACUACGGGGUAGUGUAUGGAUUGCUGACUUAUUUCGUAUGCUGCAGAAUGGAAGUUGAACUGGCGAUGAACGAAUUUAAAAAUAUGGACGACGACCAUCGGAGUGUUGUCAGUCGAUUCUUCCAACAAAUAGUGUCAGCCAACGAGCAUCAAUUGACCAAAGAUGAUAUCGUUGGUUUCAUGGAAAAAAGUGUUUUACAAACCACACAUGAGCCACCGGAAAAUUCGAUGAUUGAAGUUGUGUCAAGACCGCAUAUGACAACUGCUGAAGAGCUGCUGAACAAAUUACAUGCUGAGAAUAGGAGGAUAUUGGCAAGCCUCAACACGGAACGAGAUUUGUGGGAGUUUGAAAAAGAUGAGUUCCAAUUGUUAAUCGAAAAUUCGAACAAGGAGCAGGAAAGGCUGAACCGUUUAAUUAGGGAAUUGAAAAGAGAGAUCGCUGAGACUCUCAAUGAAAACCACGUCGAAAUCGAGACAGAAUCUAAACGUCUGCAGCUUGAGGUAAAUGAGAAAAGCGCGGUAAUAGAUAGCCAACGAGAUGUAAUAGAUAGCCUACGUGCCAAAAAUGAAGAUCUCGAAUUGGAAAUCGAACGUGGCAUCGACUUUGGGCAUAUCGAAGAGAACAAAAAUUGGAAGACCGACCAAACUUCAAUACAAUACGAUGACAUCGGCAUCCAGACGUCGAUCGAUGUUGCAGACCAGAGUCAAACAACAAAUAACGAUCUGACGCCAUUAGAACCGGAAACCAUGAAUGACAUAUUUUUCAACGACCUUCACGAGACGGUUGACCAGUUGAAUAGCAUAAUCAAGACAUUGGAAGAUCAAUUAAAAAGUGUGAAGGAUCAGCAUGCUGCCGAAAUUACUGAAAUAGAAAAAAAGUUCAACGAUAAGAAUGAGAAAGUUCGUCUUUACAAACUUUCCUUAAAGACUGAAAAAAAGAAAGUCAAAGAUUUAACCGAGGACCGCAAUCAACAGGUUAACAAGAAGAAAGUUUUAGCCAGAAGAGUGAAAGUGUUGGUCAACGACAAACGUUUGUUGAUGGAUCAGAAAAAACAAAUUGCAAAAGAGUUGGAAGAAAAAAUUUGUCUAUAUAACUAUCUCAAAAGAUAUUCGGAUGAGCAUAGUGUGAAGAAUCUUCUCCUGGAAGAGGUAUUCAGACUCCAACAGAUUUUCGCAAGAGCAAUGGGCUUAGGACGAAAUUCGAAAGAUGAAUUUCUCGAAUUUACAAAGACCGAACACCAGAAAACAUUUGAAAUGGCAACAAGUGUAUCGAUCGUUGCUGCCAUUUUAGGCCUUGCCGCAAUGUUUGCUACGAAAUGCAUACAGAAUGCCUAAUUAUGAAAUCAGUUGUGAAUGCAUUUUGUAGUACAGUCGAUAAUGAAUUAAAAAUGUGUGAUUUCAGUAUACGAGAAUGAUGUU